Molecule: messenger RNA, 1384 nt
Organism: Phaedon cochleariae (mustard beetle)
Lineage: Eukaryota; Metazoa; Arthropoda; Insecta; Coleoptera; Chrysomelidae
Source: the annotation of a GenBank genome assembly
UCAACCUCAACACAGCAGUGAAACCCGAGGUGAAACCCUUGUGGAAUCAAAGAUUUUGCAGAAUGAAUAAAACUGGAUUCAAUAAAAUACUCGAAAAUACUAUACUUAUUCCGAGACUUAUUCAGAAAGAUAGUGAAAGGGUGAGAGCUGAAAUCCGAAAUUAAACAGUGGUGAAGGACGUUAUGGUUUUAGCAACAAACUAACUUUAACAAACAUAAACUUCUUGAGUGUUGAAAGUGUUAAAAACCAAUGAAAUGAAAAAUCAGAAAAUCAAAAGGUCGAUACGUUCGUUUUUACUAGACUGGUGGAGAAGAAAAUGGGACUAGUCCGGAAAUUGUUACUUUUGGAGGCCAUUCCAAAAAAUUCCAUCAUGGAAAUAUUGACUCAAGAACAACUUUUCGUAUGUCAGCUGCUUAUAAUCUAUAAGGCACAGAUCCGACCUGUUCUGGAAUACUGUUUCCCUUAUGUGGAGUGCAGCACCCAAACAUACCCUGAAACCAUUGGAUUCUGUCCAAAAAAGGACAGACAAUUCGUCUCGUGGGUGAUGCCUCGCUCACGAACUCACUCACUUCUCUGGAACACCGUAGAAGAGUUGGCGAUCUGGCUCUAUUUUAUAGAAAUUUUCAUGGACGAUGCUCUUCUGAAAUAUCAACAAUUGUUCGAUCCUCCCUUGACAGUCCCCGCGAGAAUAACUCGUCGAGUUGAGGCUUCGCACCCCUUCGAGGUCACUUUGGACACCUGCAGAACAUUUCUUUCCAAAGACUCGUUCAUCCAACGAACAGCGAGGUUCUGGAACACAUUGCCAAGGGAGGUAUUCCCCGAGGCAUAUAACCUCCAGAAAUUCAAGAGGAACUCCAAUUCCUACCUUAUUUCCCUUUGGUUUUCACGAUGUUCUCUGAACAUUACAGAGGAUUUCUCCUUUCUACUGAGAAAUGUUGACAACAUAAAUAUGGACUUGGCAACAAUUCUCGAAUGGGGAUCCAAUAACUUGAUAGAUUUCAAUGCAAACAAAACACAAGCAUGCCUUUUCUCUAGAAAAGCCCAACAUAAGCUUGUCAGGAGUAACCAUACCUUUGAAGGCAUCCAUUUCGAUGUUUGGUAUUAUACUAUCAGCAAUAACGUUUCUUGGGAAAAUCACGUGAGAUCAAUUAUUGCUAAAAGAGUUCAGCUGCGUAUGAUCUAUAAGGCACAGAUCCGACCUGUCCUGGAAUACUGUUUCCAUAUUUGGAGUGCAGCACCCAAACAUACCCUGAAACUGUUGGAUUCUGUCCAAAAAAGGGCAAUUCGUCUCGUGGGUGAUGCCUCGCUCACGAACUCACUCACUCCUCUGGAUAUUUUUUUUUUAUCGCUUGGAGCGCACGAAAGGGAAUCCCUAUUUUUCUGA